UGCGUGACGUGGGUUGGAACAUACGAAGGGGUGAGAGCCGGGUGGAGUUUGGCGAUGGCGUGUCCGGAGGAAAUAGGAGCUGAUGUGUGGCUUGCUACCGUUCAAGCGAGCGGUGCGUGUGUACGUCAGGUGGUGGCGAAGCUGCGAUCGGCUGCUCUUGAGAAGACGGUACCGCCGAUCUCAUGGAUCCAAAGCAUGAGGGAGUGCUUGAUGGAGGUCACUUGGGGGUUGGAGGAGGGGCUGGCCCCCCACUUGGACGCGACAACAAGCUGCCUGCGAUUGGUUGAUUUGAUGAGGCGCUACUAUGACGAGCUUGAGGAGGGGCAAGUUCUUUGCGAUGUGAUGGAGGAACGCUGCCAUGACAACGACGAUCUCACCCAUAUCGCCGCCGUUCACAAUAACAACAACAACAACGAUAACAGUAACGAAAAGAAUAACAAUGACGACGACAACAAUGAUUCGGGAGAUUGCAACAGCGACAUCGAUUCCCUUGAAGACGGCGACGACGUUCGUAUCGAGGCUUUUACCAGCGGGGGCAACAAUGACGAGAACAUUACCGACGACGACGAUAACGAGAACAACAGCAACGACGACAAUAACAACAACAACAACAACACCAACGACGAGGAUGACGAGAACAUCAGCGACGACGACAAUAACAACAACAACAACGACGACGACACCACCACCACCAACAACAACAACAGAAGCACCGACGACUUUCACGAGGCCGAGUUUGUUGAUGAUGAGGACGACAAUCACAUCAGCCGGAUCCGGGUGCAGCGGGCUCCUCCCGCGAGUCUGCUCAUAUCUGGAGGAGGGAGCCUUCUGGGGAGGGGAUCGUACGGGGCAUGGCGAUAUGGGAUCCGGGUGGGGGGGUGGUACGGUAGUAUAGAGGCCGUGGGGAGGCCCUUCAUUUGCCCUCCCGUGCUAUCUGGAGGAGGGCGCCUUGAUUGGCAUGUGCGGAACCCCGCCCGCAUGACUGUGACCCUGUGUAUUGUGACCCUCUUUUGUCCGGCUUUCGCUAUGACUGACUUUCUGAAUUCCCUGGUUUCCUGUUCUGAAUACCCCUCCUUCUCACAACGUUGCAAGGGUUUGUUAUCAGGGUGCGGAUAUGAUUUUGAUUGAAUUUCUGAACGUGUUUUUGUGUGUGCGUGACUGUUGGUUUAGUUGACCGUUCAGUUUAGCAAUACGAGGGUGGUAGGUUAAUAUGAGUUCAUGUUCCUGCUCCCCCUGCUGCUGAUUGCCUCUCCUCCUCAUGGUACGAUAGGGAUGCAUAGGAUGGACGAUGAGGAACUCAGAGUAUGGGGAUGAUAUCGGAUAUAAUUUUGAGAUGUGAUGGGCAGUCAAUCCCCUCAGUUGAGGGCAAUCAAUGCUGCUCAUCAGU
This is a messenger RNA of Chara braunii, 1387 nucleotides long. The record is from the annotation of a GenBank genome assembly. NCBI's taxonomy places the organism in Eukaryota, Viridiplantae, Streptophyta, Charophyceae, Charales, Characeae.